UGACCAAAGAGGAGCCAUAAUGGAAAACACUGGAGAGCUAGCGGGUCGUACCAUCUUCAUCACGGGGGCGAGCAGGGGGAUAGGGAAAGCCAUCGCCCUGAAGUGUGCUCGUGACGGAGCCAAUGUCGUCAUCGCAGCUAAGACAGCAGAACCCCACCCCAAACUCCCCGGCACCAUCUACACAGCAGCUAGGGAGGUUGAGGCAGCAGGAGGAAAGUGUCUGCCAUGUAUCGUGGACAUCCGGUUUGAGGACCAGGUCCAGUCUGCAGUAGAGCAGGCUGUGCAGAAGUUUGGAGGGAUCGACGUGCUGGUGAACAACGCCAGCGCCAUCAGUCUGACUGGGACACUGGAGACUCCCAUGAAGAGAUACGACCUCAUGAACAACAUCAACACCAGGGGAACCUUCAUGGUGUCUCAGAAGUGCCUCCCCUACUUAAAGAAGAGCCACAAGAACCCUCACAUCUUAAACAUCAGUCCUCCCCUUAACAUGACAGCCAAGUGGUUCAAGGGAAACGUUGCCUACACUAUGGCCAAAUAUGGCAUGUCCAUGUGUGUGCUGGGGAUGGCGGAGGAGUUCAGGGAAGAUGGGAUAGGGGUCAACGCCCUUUGGCCAAGGACAAUAAUCGGCACAGCUGCGAUAGACGUCAGGGGGCAUGGCCGGGACGGUUGUCGCUCCACUGACAUCAUGGCGGACGCCGCGUACGUCAUGCUGACGCGUGACGGCAGAACUUACACGGGAAACCUCGCCGUCGACGAGGACGUUCUGCAGGAAGCUGGGGUCCGAGACUUCGAGCAGUACUCCUGUGUGCCAGGACAUGAUCUCUAUCCAGACCUCUUCAUGGAUGAAACGAUGGAAGAAUUAAACAAGAUGCGCCCUCCAGGAACCAGCAGAGGCACUGCAUGGGCACGGAAGACCAGCAAGUUGUAGCUAAAGCGGCAAAUGACUUGGAGUCACCCAAGUUCAAACUUAUCAUGUUCGGGCAUUGAAAUCUAGUCCCAUUUAACUGCAAGCAUUUCUACUGAUAAAAGAUAUGCCUACUUGUAAUGUGCAUAAGGCCAUGUGAUUGUUGUUAAGGUUCUGCGACUUGUCAACUCUUGAACCAAAAGAAUGCAAUAUCCAUUAUGCUAAAUCCUUUACUAGUUUACAAAAUAUAUGGAUGUUUCACUUGA
Branchiostoma floridae (Florida lancelet) is the source of this 1170-nucleotide messenger RNA. Its product is annotated as hydroxysteroid dehydrogenase-like protein 2. The record is from RefSeq and is a predicted model, not a curated record. Gene Ontology annotation, cellular component: mitochondrion. The transcript has 7 exons. The coding region runs from base 20 to 928 and encodes 302 amino acids. NCBI's taxonomy places the organism in Eukaryota, Metazoa, Chordata, Leptocardii, Amphioxiformes, Branchiostomatidae.